UUUCACACACACUCGUGUCAUAUAUCCUCCUUAGCAAGCAUCGAAGCAUUCUCUUUGCAAUGGCCAGAACCAUAUCUCUCUCCUUCUCCUUAGAUCCUCAAUCUCACCACCACCACCACCACCACCACCCCCCUCCUUACUCCACUACUUUGUACAAGCCUCACCAAACCCCAUUUUUAGCCCCCAAACACACAAACCCACUCCUCGCCUCUAACAAAUCUAGUCGUUACAAUCUCACUCUUUCCUUUUCUUCCUCCCACCCUUCUUCUCCAACCUCAUCAUCAUCAACUCUGCAAGAUUCGGUUCGCUCAGGUCGAUUUUUCACCGCCGAAGAGUUGAAAAAGCUCCAAUUUCUUGAAAACUUCAGAUAUUAUCAAGAAUUGAGAUCUGGAUCGAUGUGGGUUCGUGUGAUGAAGGAAAAUGAGAUUGACAUGACUGUUGGACUUUUAUCUGAAUCGUUUGCGGAAUCCAUGUUGUUGCCUAUGGCAUAUGUGAAUCUAUUGGGUUUCUUGGUGAAGCAGUACUUGAUUGAGAGGAGAACGCUAAUACCCCACACUGUUACGCUUAUUGGGUUCUAUAGAGGAGAGGAUGAAGGAGAUGAAGAAUUGGCUGCAACUGCAGAGCUUUGUUUUAACAAGAGGGGUGCUAAUGCUUCUCCUCCAACGCCAACCCCUCCCAAGGAAUCACCAUAUAUUUGUAAUAUGACUGUAAAGAAGCCACUUCGAAGGAAGGGCAUUGGUUGGCAUCUUCUUAAGGCAAGUGAGGAACUAAUUUCUCAUAUGAGUUAUUCCAGAGAUGUGUUCUUGCAUUGCAGAAUGAUUGAUGCAGUUCCAUUCAACAUGUAUAUAAAAGCAGGUUAUGGCAUUGUUAAGACAGAUAGCAUCUUGAUUUGGUUGACACUCCAGAGACGUAAACACUUGAUGUGGAAGAAACUUCCAAUGCUAGAUAGCCCUUCAGAGAGUGAUGUUUCUGAUCCUACUGAUAAAAUUCCGUCGUGAAUGGAUAAACAAAAAUCACUACUACUGUGAAAGUACAUGGGAUUGUAACGUUAUAACAACUCAGUGUGACUUAAUGUUGUAAAUUAUCCGAAUUAUAGAAUACAAUCUUCUAUCCUGUAUCUUUUAUAUUAUAUUUUCCUAAAAAUUAAUGUAUGAAAGCGGUACAUAGAUGAUGCUAUUCAAUAUCUGUACUUUUAUCUGGGCACAAAAUGCUUCCUUACUCCCAUUUUGGAUUCUCCUAGUCAGAUGUAGUUUAAUCUGGUUGUGUUCAAUAUAAAGUUUAUUUGGUUUUUGGCUA
Messenger RNA from Cornus florida, 1296 nucleotides. RefSeq names its product GCN5-related N-acetyltransferase 5, chloroplastic. The coding region runs from base 60 to 998 and encodes 312 amino acids. The record is from RefSeq and is a predicted model, not a curated record. Gene Ontology annotation, molecular function: acyltransferase activity, transferring groups other than amino-acyl groups. The transcript is spliced from 2 exons. NCBI's taxonomy places the organism in Eukaryota, Viridiplantae, Streptophyta, Magnoliopsida, Cornales, Cornaceae.